CAGUUUUUGAACCUGUCUGUAACGAGCUUUACUCUUUGCCGUGGGGAUAGGGAUCCCUCAUUUUCCCUCCUCCUGCAGUCUGGCAGUGUUUACGAGGGCGUGCGGCCGUUGCUCCGAGUCUUAGACUGCGCGCGCGUGUCGAAUUUAAAAAUAAAACUUAUUUAGCGCGCACUGAUAUCCUGUUCCUUUUAUAUCUGCAUUGAUAUUUUUAAACAGUGAAUCAACGUUCCAAGUUUUAUAAUUAUUAUCGAAUACAUUUUAACAAGUGAAUAUAAAUACAAACAAAAAUAAAUUCUCGGCAGUGCAACCAGUUCGACUGCUUUCCUUCCCUUUGAUAUUUAACUAUAGCCGGUAGAAGAAAUAUAAGCACGAUUGUUUAUCAUGAAAUGUUAUUUACUUAAGUGAAUAGUGAAUAUUUGAUAUUACUUCGAAUACUUUCAUCGCCCCGAAAAUGGAUUGGCGGGAGAAACUUUUCGGCAAAGUUCUUGUUAAAUGUGAUUCACCGGGUACACAAAAUGGCCAAUUUGAGAAUGUGCCAACAUUGGAAGCAUUGGCGGACUGCGUGGAAGAUGGUGAAGGGGCUGUCUGUGGGAUUUAUUUCUCAUUUGCAAACAUCAGCGACACGAGUGAUGACUUUGGAGUUAGGUUGGAGGAUGUUUAUAAGAAAGUCGAUCCUCGGUUGAAGGUUGUACAGGUGGUCCUGUGGGCGCACGUGGGGACACCGGAGGGUCCUGUCGAGAGGGAGGCGGGAUUCCGGCGGAGUUUGACCGGCAAGCCGUGGUUUGCUGUGCCCUUUCACGAUGUCGAUAUAAAGCGCCGCCUAACUCAGAAGUACAGCAUCGCUGUGGGUGUCCCUACCCUGGUGAUACGCGGCAGGCCGGUGAGGGACGCGUUACUUAAUGACCCAGGGGGUGAGAGGUUUCCUUGGCCUGCACCGCCACUGCAUGAUGUUCUGCGAGGAGUGCAACUCCAGGGUGAAGCGGGGAGCAAGCUAUUUGAAGAGCUGCCAGGGGAUACUGUCAGAGUAUUUUACUUUGCCGCACAUUGGUGUCCACCGUGCCGUACAUUUGCACCGAGUCUAUGCAACGCACUAGCGGCGGUGCGCAAGCGCAGAGCCAAGUACGCCAACACGCAACUUAUACUGGUAUCCAGUGAUAGGAGCGAGCAAUCGUACAAGCGUACGGUGUCAUCAGUAAGUGCGGCGGGGGCACUGGCAGUCCCCUGGACGGCGACAGAGGCUCGUCUGGCGCUGCCCACCGCACUCGGCGUGGCCGGUAUUCCCGCACUAGUCCUCACUGACUGCAAUGGCAAAGUUAUCACCGCUAAUGGCAGACAGCAUUUAGCCGCUGAUCCUUUGGGACUGAACUUCCCGUGGGGUCAACGACCGGUGUCAUUGCUGACUGAGCAAGCGUUACUCAAGAUGGCCCGCCAUCCUGCCGUCGUCCUGUUUAUUGAUGACGAGGACGCGGAAAUAGAAUUCUCUGAAUCAGUGCUAACACCGUCAGCGGAAUCCUACUACGAGGAGUGCAGUAUUCAGUACCCCGGCUUCUGUCCUUACCAAAACUCCUCAGACGACGAAACUAUGGACUUUGACUACACAACAUCACGUUCAAGAGUUAAGAAGAAAUCGUUCAAACAUGUCAUGUUUUACAUCGGCUUAGAUGGUACGGACAGUGCUGAUAUGCUACGAGAGCAUAUAGGCUUAGAUGACGCUGUACCAUUACUCACGGCAAUAGAUUUCCCCAAACAGAGAAUGGUCACAAUGAAAUAUGGCGACGAAAUCACAACAGAUUCAGUACAAAACUUCGUUGACGCUUAUUUGAGCGGGAACGCCGAUUUCAAACCAUUAAAGCCUUACACUGAGAAAUGUUAAUUUAUGUAACUCGAAAAUAGAUAGUCAGUCAUUAGGAUUUUCGAGGAAAAUUUUAUUUUAUCAAGAAAUAGCAUUCCCGCCAAAAUUUGAAGAACUGAUCAAACCAUAGACAAAAAAUAAUGAUAUUUUUUAACCACCUUCCAAAUAAAUGCAUCUUUCCACUUGAACUAUAUGCAAUUAAUAUGAAAGCAAUAAGCUUAAUUAAUCUAGAUGCACAAUUUUCGAAACUUAGAAAGUAGUUUUAAAAAAGUCUUUAUGAAGUAAAUUGAAAUGAUGACUACGGUAAAAAUGUGGCCUUAUAUGCUGCAGCAUUUAAAUCCGACAUUAAAUCACAUCGUAAAUGACCAUUUAUUUCCUAUUUCGAUGAGUCUUAAGACCUACCUCAUGACUACAUCAUAGGUCAAUUACUGUACUCCUGUCAACCUUUUCUUCCUACAUUGGUAAAAUGUUUUUUUGUUUUGCGGUUUCAAUAGAAUCAAGAAUCAAUAUUUAUCUACCACGAUUAGAUAUAAGUAGUCUGCAAAAAGUAUUUUAUAAACAUAGGAGUAGCCGUAGUUUGUUUUGUUGUUUUCAUUAUCGACUAAAAUUAUGUUAUAGCUUGACCAAGCAAUGUAAAAAUCCUCGACUUAUUGCGCAAAAUAUGGAAGUAAUUCUUUUACGCACAUUGGAAGUGAUCUAAUAAAGAAGAUGAUUGAAGCGUCCCCAUGCCAUGGUUUUUAUAUUCUUGGUUAGGCUACUGGAGCAUGUAAUUACAUAAUUACAGAAUUCUGUAGCAUGUAUUGUAGAUUUUUGUUUCUUUACAUUUUACAUAAUAUCAGUAUUAAAAAUAUAUUAAUUAUUUUUACCUGUAACAAUGUUAGCAUAAUAGUAAU
This is a messenger RNA of Papilio machaon (common yellow swallowtail), 2745 nucleotides long. Its product is annotated as nucleoredoxin-like. The record is from RefSeq and is a predicted model, not a curated record. NCBI's taxonomy places the organism in Eukaryota, Metazoa, Arthropoda, Insecta, Lepidoptera, Papilionidae. The coding region runs from base 452 to 1873 and encodes 473 amino acids. The transcript is spliced from 6 exons.